CGCAGCGGCCGCCCGCUGAGAGCCGCUGCCGGCACCCCCCGUGUCGCCGCCGAUGGUGCUGCCGGGCUCCUGCUGCCCUCUCCCGGGACUCGUCCCGCUGCCCCAGGCGGCGGCGGGUUCGCUGUCGGCCGUGGCCACCGGCCUGUCGCCGCCGCCCCUCCGCCCGGGCUUGCCGCCGCGCCGCCGCCCGUGCCCCCCGGUCGCGCUGCCCGCCCGCCCGCUGCUCGGGCUGGGGCUGCUGCAGACGGGCCUGGGCUGCGCCCUGGUGGUGCUGAGCUUCGGGGCGCUGUGGCUGAGCAGCGCCCCGCAGGUGAAGAACGCGUGUCCCCUCUGGGCCGGCUCCUCGGCAAUCUUAUGUGGAAUCUUAGGGUUAACAACAUGGAAGAGGCCAAUGAUGGUUUUGGUUAACCUGUUCGUUUUGCUGUCUGUGAUCUGUGUUCUGCUGAACUUGACUGGAUUAAUAUUAGCAUGUCAAGGCUUUCAGUUUGUGUCCGGGGUACCCAGAUGCAAUUUGAUGGAUAUGGAUGAAAAGAAGAUUUGUUUCUGCUGUGAAGAACAUCUAAGUAAAUGCACGGAAGUAGAGGCUUUACUGAAGCUAWACCGUAUGAAGUCAUGCAGUGCUGCUCACCUUCUUCUCAAGAAAGUCCUCUUAACGCUUAGUGCCCUGAAUGCUGUCACCGCUGCAGUUUGCUUGAUAGCAGCUGCCCUGCAUUACUUACAGAUAUUUGCAUCAAGGAGAUCCUGCAUAGAUGAAUCUCCCAUUGAAGACCAAGAUCACAUUUUGGAUCCUGAUGAUUUUAUCCCACCUGUCCCACCUCCCUCCUAUUUUGCGACUUUUAAUUCUUGUACUCCGCAGACAAGUCACAGGACACUUGCCUCUGACGUGAUUUCGUUGCCAUAUAUUUAUGGAAAGCGAACCAAAGGGGUUGAAGUGUUCCGCCGUCUGGACCCACCUCCACCUUACGAAGCUGUGUGCAGCUCAGACAGCUCUGAGCAGGGAGGUGUACUUCAAGCAAAUGGCAUGGAAGAUGUUGAAUCAGGGGAAUUAAGUGGCAGGCAGUCCUUUGAAGCUGAAGAAAUUCAGGAGCCUUCCAGCAGAGUGAGCCUUUCCCCUUCAGAGAUACGCUGCGUGCCUGCCCAGGUGAACAGGAGAGCCACUGAGCCCUUGCGGAAACGAUCUAACAGUGACCCCGGGCUUCUGCACUGCCUCUUGCCUCAAGGGACUGCACUCUACUGUGAAACUACAACCCUCAAUGAUGCGAAUCAACUGAAUGCUGUCACCUUGCGGAAAAGUUCAAGAGCAAGAGCUUUGAGGGGAAGACCCCAAUCUCUGAUAGACUAUAAGUCUUACAUGGACACUAAACGACGCGUGGCAUGGAUCCUUGAGCAGUCCCCCUGCAGCAUGAGCCCAGACAUUGAUGACUUGGUGGAAAAUAUCAAAUCUGUUUUAAAAUCAGAUGAGAAAUAUAUGGCAGAAGCUGUCACCAGUGCCACUUUCCUUGAGCAGGCGAUGGCACCUGCCCAGCAAGCCAUGUCAUUGAGAGUUCGUGUAUUACCUUUUAGAUUACAUCCUCGAUUGCUGUACCUGGAGAGCUGUGGUGACCUGAGUACUUUCACCACAGAGGGAGAACAGCUAGCAGAGAGGAGAAUCCAAAGAGCAGAACAUGAGCGGCGUCACAGUCUUAUUGGAGUUGUCAGGGAAACUGUACUUUGAGCUGGCUUUUUGGUUAYUCCUCAGCAGAGCACUUCUGCCAGAUAUGCACGUAACUACAGAGGAAAACCGUCUCUGGCAAUUGGGUGGAGGAGUUUUAUCAACAAUCACCUUUUUUUUAUACUCUCAAGCACCAACUCCAAGGGGGAGGAUGAUUCUACAAAGACUGUUAAGCAGAUUGCAAGCUGACCUUUACUGGGCUCUCAGUUGCAAUUCARUCUAUUUAUUUGUGAUGCAUUACUGUCCUGCUUCUCUGUGGAGUUUGGUAACAUGCGGUUGUGGGCUACAAUGGUAACUCAUCUUUGGGGGUGGAGCUGUCUAAAGCUGUGUCAAAGAACUUUGUAUGUUACAGAACUUUGAUUUAAAUAAAAAUCUCCUGUCAUAAAAUGCAAACCUUCAGAUACAAAGUUAGUAAAAAAACGGUGUUCAGAAUGCUAAAUU
Malurus melanocephalus (red-backed fairy wren) is the source of this 2152-nucleotide messenger RNA. RefSeq names its product endosomal transmembrane epsin interactor 1 (gene ENTREP1). Bases 53 to 1714 code for a protein of 553 amino acids. The record is from RefSeq and is a predicted model, not a curated record. Gene Ontology annotation, cellular component: membrane. The transcript has 11 exons. NCBI's taxonomy places the organism in Eukaryota, Metazoa, Chordata, Aves, Passeriformes, Maluridae.